Molecule: messenger RNA, 4637 nt
Organism: Porites lobata
Lineage: Eukaryota; Metazoa; Cnidaria; Anthozoa; Scleractinia; Poritidae
Source: the annotation of a GenBank genome assembly
AUGAAUUGUGACAAUCUUAUGUUGCUUGUCACCGCAACAUUCAGCAUUCUCGCCAGUCUUGACUUGGCUCUUGCGAAAGACUAUUACAAGAUUUUAGGUGUACCAAGAGAUGCUAGUGACAGACAGAUCAAGAAAGCUUUUAGAAAGCUUGCCGUGAAAUACCAUCCUGAUAAAAAUAAGCAAAAAGAUGCAGAGGCCAAAUUUCGCGAGAUAGCGGAAGGUAGGUAACACCUCUCGGAAAUUAGAAGUGUUUUCAAUUUUGUUUAAGAAUUGUCAAAUUGAAACAAACAUAAGAUUAUUCCUCUAUCAUACGAGGCCGUUACCCGUUACUUUAUCUUGAGAAAUAGUUUUUCCUCGGUAAAACCCAAGACUUCUCAUUCGUGAUAGACGUCGAUACCUCAAACCUUCCAACAUAAAUUAGAUGUGUAUAAAUAUUAGAAGAAAACAGCAUGGGACCAGUUCCUUCUGUUAAAGCUUGGUGGUCAUUUACAAGAAUUGAAUAUCUUUUCAUACAUGUACAUAUGAAUUGUGUUUGCUUUUUAUUUAAGCUCAUGUUUGUUGGACAUAAACUCGUUUCCAAUAAUUCACUGAAAGGUUUGAAUAGAUUUUCUGCGUAGAAGAUGUCUAAUUGUCAGGCCAUGAAUUGUUUUUAUUACAAGGUGCUCUUGGAUUGCAUAACAAUAUCUUUGGAAAUAAUUUUCUUUUCACUUUGGAUUUGAAAUCCAGGCUUGUGACACUUGAAUCACAAAUGUUCAACUGGAGGUGUUUUCUGCUUCAAUUUAAUAAGUCAUGUGAUUUAACGCUUUUAAUAGCAAAGUGAUGACUCAUUGAAGUGAUCAGUUUUUCCGAAGAUUACAUUACAAAUAAGUUUACAUACUUGUACAUAGCAACAGCUCACUUUACAUUACAAUAUACAAAUUUUACAUGUGUAUAGAAGUGCUGUUUCUUAAGCAAAUGCAAGUGUGAAUUAAGCCUUUUUUUUAACCAAUGACAAUAUUAAAAAGGGAAAACUGAAAAUGAACUUGCACUGACCACACGUACAUUGAUUGAUAGGCCGCCUUGGCCCUCUGCCCCUACUCUGAAUUCUUGGGAAUGUUGGAUCAAUUUUACCUUCCUGAUUCACUUUCUGGCUCACACAUAACUGAGGUGAGCUCAGAGGCACUUACUUAAGAAAUGUACAGUCACGCGGAGCGUAGGGGUUUUUGGCAAAGUGUACAAAACUAAAAUUUGCAACUGUGUAGUGCUCGUAUGUAAACUGUGCACAUUCAAGGAAAAAUUUCACUACACACAAAUGGACAUUAUUUUGGUCCUAAUUUUUCAGUUUGUUAGAAGAUUUCCCUGGCCCUUGACAAUUUUUUUUGACGUCAAAAUAAUUUAUGCUGUUUUCAAAGCACUUAUAUUUGUCACUCUAGUAAUCUUUCAAAUGAUGAAUAAUUAUUACACAUCAGAGAGCAGAGUAGUGUCUGUAAAUGCAGUUUAGUGACAGUAUACAGUAAUAGACCAGUAUGUUAAUUUGGUGAAAAAUGUUGCAACCCAGCAGUGCCCCUUUUGCUUAUAUGCUGGAGUGUACAGUGUAGUGCUUGCUUGGACAAUUUCUUCAAUAAUAAAUGGAUAUUACAGUUAGUUUAUACAGACACUUUGGUAAAUGUGUCAGUUUGUAGGGGAGAGAUAUUGAAUUUUUCAUCUGAGUUGAUUAUGUUGACUUGGCUACUGUAUAGAGACUCAGAAGCUGUUGUUCUGCCCUCAAAACAAGUCAAACAUGUGGGGUGUGUGUAGCAAAGAGGAGGAGAGCUUUAGACUUGAUUAUAGGCUACUGAUUAACUUUUGUCGGUCUAUUUGAGGGGGCAGUAUUUUAUUUGAAGAAAAAGAGUGGCUCAGCGGGUGAUUAAACACAGCUGGUCAUAUAAUAAUCCCUCUCUUUAAAGCAUAAUAAUAAUCCUUGCCAAACCUUUUACAAAACUAGCGGUAAACCUUUUACUGGACUACCUUAAAAUGCUGUCCAUUAGAUGCCUACAUGGGGAAUUUUACCCACUUGAAAGCGUGGACAAAUAAUAAUAUCAAAUGGCCAAAAUUCAAAGUUAAAAUAAAAUCUUAAAUAAAAGAAAUAUGCCAAAAAAUUACUGUUGAAAUGUGAAAGCAGUUCGUUCAAGUGAUUGGCAUGGUUACCACGUGAGUUCAACAAAAAGCUCAAACAUUAAAUUGACAAUAAUAAAAAAUUAAAAAUAAUAAAAGUUUAGACAGAGUGAUCUGAAAGUAAUGGCGUGUGUAAGAAGUUUCAGUGGUUGCAUGAUAGAAUGUUGUGCAUGGACAUAGCCUGACAUAGAGAUUUCAGGUGAUGUUAAGGAGACAAUUCGCAAUGACGAUUUUUAGUUCAACAAAGCAUUGGGACAUUGUUUCAAAUAGUUCUAACAUUGCAGCACUGCUGUGCACUAAAAAUUGUUGUUGUGAAUCAUCUGGUGUACAUCUUUAAGGUGUGUUUACCAGUCAGGGUCAAAUACCCCCCCAAGCCUGUGCUGUAGCAUAAAUUAUGCAUUGCCGGUGGUCCCCUGUGCAUAAUCUUUGCUCCUGUGACAGUGUGACUAGAAAAUCUAGAUAAUCAAUUUUUUUAGAGCAUAACCUUGUUCCAGAAAGAACUAGUAGCACUUAAUUCAACUCUAAUGACAGCACUCUUCAACUCUUUCAGCUUAUGAAGUUCUGUCAGAUGAAAAAAAGAGAAGGCAAUAUGAUCAGUUUGGAUCGGAAGGAAUGAACGAUGAUGGAUUCAAUUUCCAUUCACAAGGUUUCCGAAGCUUCGAUGACAUAUUCAAAGAUUUUGACUUUGGAAGUGGAAAUGGACAUGGAAAAGAAUGGAAGUUUUCUUUUGGUGGUGGCGGAGGUGGAUUUGAUGAUUUCUUUGAUGACGAUGAUGAAGAAGAAGAUGAUGACUUUUUCGGAGGAUUUAAAUUUGGUGGAUUUGGGGACUCAUUUUUCAGUGAUGGAAGUUUUCACACAACUAGUCAUAGAGAAGAUGUAUUUACAAAUGACGAUGGAGAAAGAAUGCACAGAAAUGUCAGACAUACAGCAUUUAGAGAAUCAAGUAAGUGUGGCUGUAAGGGUAUGUUACUUCAACCUUAUCAUGAUAAAAUUCUGGAUUAUCCUGGAAUAGCCUUGUUAAAAAGAAACAUUUUUUUCUAUUUUCAGAACAGCAAUCCAUAUUUUGUGUAGUGUGAAGUGAGUGAUGUUGGGUCUUGGGACACUAAAAUGGACUUAAGUCUUUAACUUUUGACACUAAAACACAGGCCUGGACUUAAAAGGGUCACAGAUGACACCUGAAGUCCAUCACAUAACAGAGGUGGUUCCUCCCAAGGAAAGUCUGCAAUAUUUGUGUCACCCAAGUCAUUUAGGGUUGUUGUAACUUUAUGUGUUUGAUUUUAUGCACUGUUCAUGAAAACUGCUCCUUGCUCUCAUUCUUUCUAUGGCAUUUAGAGUAAGAGAUAUUGAAACCUGCUCCUCCCAGUGACAGUCAGUGACGGUCCAUGGGUGAGAGGGAACCUGUUGAAAGUGCUCCCUAGUUUUUGAGUUUUAUAGCUGGUUACUUUACACUGAUCAUCCUCUGUUUCUUUCUUCGCAGGUGGAGGCAGAACGUGUCGGACUGUUACAAGAAAAGUGGGAAAUAUGGUCACAACAUUCACUGAAUGUACUUAGGCUUUUUGUAGUUAUAAGGGGUGAAGAGGGCAGUAACUUCCAUUUAGUCAGUGUACUUCUCAGGUUUGGUGCAAUCAAGUUCUCCCUAAGGGCAGUGUCAAAUGUCAAACUUUUCUUGGGACAAACCUAAUGUUAAUACCAAGAACAUACUAAACAAAUUAAUCGGCUAUAACUUUUGAAAUGAUGUCAAAAUGUUCAAAACUCAGUUAAACAGCAAGUAGUGCAUGUUAACAUAAUUGCUGAGACCCAUGAAUUUCCAAAUUCUGUUUUCCCCCUGAGAGUGGUUUGUCAGGCAGAAGAGAAGAGUUUGAUAGAAUCUUACAUGUACAUGUAUCUACAGUGUAGAAGGGUCAUUACGAGGAACCGGUACAUGUAGAUGGAAUAGUAUGCAAUGGACACUGCUGGCAGUUAAAUGUGACCAACUUUUAGACUUAGAUAUAUUUUUGUAAGGUGAAAAACAUGUCACAGAUCUCAACUAAGGAUGCAUUUCUUUGAAAAAUUCCAAAUUCGGUUUUUCAAUUUUUUUUUCUUUUUUGCCGAAAUCGGGAAAUGGAUUAUUGAACUAAAGAUUGCACAUUCUGACUUGCAUUUUAUAAGCAUUUAUUUAGGAUUUAUGAACCACGCAUUUUAUGUGGUUUGAGUGUGAAUGCAAAAAACUACAUUGUAAGUUUGCAAAAACUCUGCUAAGAACGCCUGUGGCAUUUCUGCUGGUACAGGAAAUUAACGUUAAGUUAUGUUAAUUUCCAGUACCUUAAUUUCAUAGAGCUUCAAUUUUCUGUAAGGUACAUUAUUGCCAUGGUAAAAAAAAUCCAUUUUUGGAUUUUCAGCUUGAUAGAUUCAACUUAGUGUAUCAGAGAAUAAUAACAUGUGAUAUUGAACUUGCCCAAGGAAAUGCACUGUGUUAUAAAAGGUGGUUAGGGAGUGUUGAUUGGAGCAUAAAUGAAUUAUUAAAA